This is a messenger RNA of Nannochloropsis gaditana CCMP526, 412 nucleotides long. RefSeq names its product dt1p1a10l protein. Gene Ontology annotation, cellular component: nucleus. Bases 47 to 412 code for a protein of 121 amino acids. Gene Ontology annotation, biological process: maturation of SSU-rRNA from tricistronic rRNA transcript (SSU-rRNA, 5.8S rRNA, LSU-rRNA). The record is from RefSeq and is a predicted model, not a curated record. The transcript is spliced from 4 exons.
CACCAUAAACAAGUACGAGCGAUCAAGCGAGCAGCAGGCCGUUAGAAUGGACGAGGCUUGUUCCCUUUUCCGACAAGGCGUCACGUCAGUUUUUAAGCAGUGGAUGGUUCUCCACCUUGCCGUGACCAAUAAUUGGGGUGGCGGCGACAGCUACCGAAAAGCCACCUUGCUCUUGGAGGAAACCUUGCGCCUUUUCGUCCCUCCCCCCCUCGCUCGAACCGCCCACCGACCCAAGAAACUCCCCACGCCUGAGGAACUCGAGGAAAAAUUGGGGGACUACAUGGAGGAGCAAUUUGGAACGCUGGUGGAGGACGGGAGCUUGGAAGAAGUGAGUGCCUGGGUGUGUAACCUCUGGGAGGAGUGCAAGGAGGGAAGGAGGGAGGGGGUGACGAAGGUGAGGCCGCCGUGCUGA